AUGACUUGGAUGGAAGCAGAAAAAAAGUGUAAUGAAUUAGGUGGACAUCUGGCAUCUGUAGCUGAUGAAUAUGAAGAUCAGUUUGUUUCUGAUGUUGGAAGAAGUGCUAAUUUAUCAAUUCCGACAAUAUGGCUUGGCCAGUUGACUAAAGUGGAUGACAACGAGUUCUGUAUAUGGAAUGAUGGAACAUCAGGAGUAUACUUACAUGAGUUCAAAGUGCCAAAAGGAUUUGCUAUUUGUAUGUCAUUAUGGGUUGAUUGGUACGGUGCGGAAGGAUCGUGGAACGAUUGGAGCUGCGAUUAUCCUGCAGGUUUCUCGGCUCUCUGUAAACGAAAAUGGAGAUCACAAGGAAAUCCAGGAACUGAAACAUCAACAGUACAAGGUAUAAUUUCUCUCACAGCUUAUUCAAGCCGUCGAUGUUGCGCAGUCUCAACAAAAUGCGCCGGAGAAGGCCAAAAUCUUAGUUGCUUAGAAGGUGAACACUGCGUACCAGAUGAUCAGGACUGCGAGACACAAAACUGUCCAAGUACUGGUCUUGGAUGGUGCUUACCUGCGCCCAGUGCUUAA
This is a messenger RNA of Thelazia callipaeda (thelaziosis nematode), 567 nucleotides long. The record is from the annotation of a GenBank genome assembly. NCBI's taxonomy places the organism in Eukaryota, Metazoa, Nematoda, Chromadorea, Rhabditida, Thelaziidae.